CAGAAACUCCAUUGUCGUCAGCUCAAGUUCGUACCUUUCUGAUUUCUCAAGAUGCUACCAACAGAUUCAAACAAGGCCUUAUCUUUCAAACGAGGUAUUCAAGAUGGAGACUUGGUUAUCGUUUACGAGAGACACGACGUGAUGAAACCAGUUAAAGUAACCAAAGACGGUGUCCUUCAGAACCGUUUUGGAUUUUAUAAACACUCUGAUUGGAUAGGGAAGCCGUUAGGGACCAAAGUGUUCAGCAACAAGGGUAAAUUUGUCUACCUCUUGGCUCCCACUCCAGAGCUCUGGACGCUGGUGUUAAGCCACAGGACUCAGAUUCUUUACAUUGCGGAUAUCAGCUUUGUGGUUAUGUAUCUAGAAGUUGUGCCUGGUUGUGUUGUUCUUGAGUCUGGUACAGGGAGUGGUUCGCUUUCUACUUCACUUGCUCGUGCUGUGGCUCCAACAGGGCAUGUGUAUUCUUUUGAUUACCACGAGCAACGAGCUGCUUGUGCAAGGGAGGAUUUUGAGAUGACGGGUAUUAGUAGUUUAGUAACUGUGGAGGUUAGAGAUAUUCAAGGACAAGGUUUCCCUGAGAAACUAUCUGGUUUGGCUGAUUCAGUGUUUCUAGAUCUUCCACAGCCUUGGCUCGCUGUUCCUUCUGCAGCUAAGAUGUUGAAGGAGGAUGGUGUUCUCUGCUCUUUCUCUCCUUGCAUUGAGCAAGUACAACGCACUUGUGAAGUCCUCAGAUCAGAUUUCAUUGAGAUAAGAACGUUUGAGGUGCUUCUGAGAACAUACGAAGUGAAGGAAAUGAAAGUGGAGACUGUUGCUGUGAUUGGUGAGAGCCAAGACGAGGAGGACAAUGGAGGACCGAGACCAAGCAAGAGGAAGCACCUUUCAAACAACGGCGACUACGCAGUUUCACAUGACAACUCUUCUAAUGCCACUUCGGUGGUUAUGGCUAGGCCAUGUAGCGAGGCAAGAGGUCACACCGGCUACUUAACCUUCGCAAGACUCCAGUGCCUAUCUUAGAUACCUCAUUAUUUGAUCACGAUGUUACUUUUUUUGUUUGUUGUGAUUUUGCUUGUUGUAAUGCAAAUCUUGAAUUUUCAAUUUUGGUAAUGAAAAAAACAGAUCUCUACUUCAGAAGCUUUGUUGUUUUAAAU
Molecule: messenger RNA, 1148 nt
Organism: Eruca vesicaria subsp. sativa (arugula)
Lineage: Eukaryota; Viridiplantae; Streptophyta; Magnoliopsida; Brassicales; Brassicaceae
Source: the annotation of a GenBank genome assembly